UGUGAUGACUGUCGGCGCAUGAAGGAGAAGUGUGAGGGUGGAACACCAUGCAGAAGGUGCCUCCGCUUCCAACGCGUCUGUGAGAGAAGGCAAGCUCCAAAGACAGCUGAUUUCAGGGCCUACCACAAAGGCGCUAAAAUAGCAAACAGGGAACAACUGGCUAAGGCAGACUUUCGAGAAUUGAUCGACCGCUCAAAGUAUAUGGAACGAAUAUUAAAACAUACAAUUAAAGGUAUCCGACUUGAUUCAAAAAGUCUUGCUGAAUUAGCGGACUCGCUCGAUGCCGAUGGCGAUAAUGCAAGCCUUGUUGGCUCCGACGCCCAAGAAGUGGAAGAGGGAUUGGUGAUGGACGAUGAAGCGUGCACGAUGGAUCCGAGGGAAGAUAAUACAACACAUUUUUCCGGCGAAUUUUCAUAUUGGAACUUCUCCAUGCGGCUGAAACAACAUUUUGAGCAAAUGGGAGGAUUGGAGAGCCGGAACACAAGCGAUCGCAACAGAGGUUGGGAUUUCCCACGAGUCCACCAAUUACGAUCAGGACGUGAUCAUCUCUCAGCGGCAAUAUCAUGCUGUCCACCUCGCCCAAUUGCUGAAUUUCUGGCAAGAAUCUUUUUCAAAUAUGUGGAGACCCACUACUUUUUAGUUGAGGAGUCCUGGCUCCUCGAGAGGAUGAGUCUUCUGUACGAGGACCGCGGCAGCUUUACCACGAAGAAAGGAGGCGAGGUGAUCAUCAGCAUCUUACUUACUGUAUUCGCGAUUGGGUCCCAGUAUGCACACCUCGAGUCGUCAACGAGUAAAUCGACCGCAACCGAAGGCCAGACAUUUGCCGAAGAGGAUAUUGGUGCCAUUUUCUACGAGCAAGCGAUCCGGCUACUUCCAGAGAUUAUUGAACAAUCUUCUCUUGGAAGUGUUCAAGCCUGUCUUCUAUUUGGUUACUAUGCACUUCCUGUCGAUACCUCGGGGCUGGGGUAUAUCUACGUCAAUCUUGCAAUUCGGCUUGCAAUGCAGAAUGGGAUGCAUCGAAGAUGCAAGAACAAUGCCUUUACUACGACCAUGGUUGAGACCCGUAAUCGUGUAUGGUGGACGGCAUAUCUUCUCGAAAGGAAAAUUUCAAUCUUCCACGGAAGACCUCUUUCAGUACUCAGAACUGAAAUCGACGCGACACCGCCUGUAUAUCGGCCUGGAUCAGAAUUGGUUGACACUCGUACCAGUGUCGCACGUGCCGGGGCCUCGAUUCAAUUGAUUCAAUUCCUGGAGGACUUGUUUGGUGAUGUACGCAAACUUCGCACUUGCCGCAAACACCAAAUCCCCGAAAUAAUAUCGAGUCUCUUGACUUCAAAAUCGGCGCUGGAGAAGUGGUGGAGCUCUCUCCCCCGAGAGCUUGUGUCCAGCAGUUUGCAGCCGGUAGUGCAAAUUCGUUCCGUCAUGCAUCUUCAGCUGGAAUAUUGCUUAGUUCGCAUGUUUAUUGGGCGGCCGUUCCUGCUGAAGAAAAACAUGUCAGACUCGAUGAAUAAUUCACCAGCAAACCCAGAGUCCAGUGUCGCCGAAAAAACCCUGUCCUCAGGUGGUCCUGGUUCCAAGAACUCCUUGGGUCCUAAUGAGUUGGUCGAUGACUGUAUUAAGGCAGCGAUGGAGGCAUUGGAUCUUCUACAAGAACUUCAAGAUUGUGGGCUAGGCUUGGCACGAGCGUCAUAUAUCGAAUAUAGCUCGUGUCGAGCAUCACUUCUUGUUUUGAUUGCCUACUCAAUCCAGAGUUUCUCAGAACAGUAUCGAACACCGCUCUACAAAGGGCUGGAUAUGAUUCGAGAGAUGUCUGCGGCUGGCGAGUCGGCUCAGUCUGAAGUGUUUUUGAUUGAAACGCUUGAGCGUGCACUUGCGCGUCUCCAUAGCGGGGUCCAGCUGUCCCAGCACGGCGAAAUCAUCUCACCCGAGCGACCAAUCUCAGAUUACGAGGCUUUCAAGCAUUGGGGAACGAGAGUGAGGAAAGAUGCCGCUUUUGAAGCACCAAAUCUUGCGACAGGUCCUGCCACAAGCCAUACAGAGGAGGCUAUACUACAAGCCGGCCAAUCUCGAGACAUUUAUGCGUAUGAUCAAAAAGUGGACAUGGAUUUCAGUCAAGCAUUUAUUUCGCCCUCCGAGCAAGAUACGGAUCCGUUAGGCGCUCUUGAUCCCAUUUUUGAAUCACCAGAUUUUGGCGCUGCCAGUACAUCAUUUCCAGCGGCUUGGCCUACCUGGACGGAAUCACAAGUGCUUGAACAAUUUCUAACGAACCCACAAUACGGAUCAACUCAGGGUAUGGAUAUGAGCAGAGAAUAA
This is a messenger RNA of Penicillium waksmanii, 2313 nucleotides long. RefSeq names its product Zn(II)2Cys6 transcription factor. NCBI's taxonomy places the organism in Eukaryota, Fungi, Ascomycota, Eurotiomycetes, Eurotiales, Aspergillaceae. The transcript is spliced from 6 exons. The record is from RefSeq and is a predicted model, not a curated record. The annotation marks the transcript as partial. Gene Ontology annotation, biological process: DNA-templated transcription; regulation of DNA-templated transcription. Gene Ontology annotation, molecular function: DNA-binding transcription factor activity, RNA polymerase II-specific; DNA binding; zinc ion binding.